UCCCCAAAGAUCAUGAUGGCGUAUAUGAACCCGGGGCCCCACUAUUCCGUCAAUGCGUUGGCCCUGGGUGGCCCCAACAUGGACUUGAUGCAACAAGCUGUGUCCUACCCAAGUGCUCCAAGGAAGCAACGGCGUGAGCGCACCACCUUCACUCGGAGCCAACUGGAGGAGCUGGAGGCCCUGUUUGCUAAGACCCAGUAUCCGGAUGUGUAUGCCCGUGAGGAGGUGGCUUUGAAGAUCAACCUGCCCGAGUCCAGGGUUCAGGUUUGGUUCAAGAACCGCAGGGCUAAGUGUAGACAGCAGCGGCAACAGCUAAAACAGCAACAGCCCCCAGGAGGUAUCACCAAGGCUCGUCCUGCAAAGAGGAAAGCAGGCACAUCUCCUAGAGCCUCUACGGAUGUCUGUCCAGAUGCCCUGGGCAUAGCAGAUUCCUACAGCCCCCCUCUACCUGGCCCCUCAGGCUCCUCCACCACAGCAGUGGCCACUGUGUCCAUCUGGAGUCCAGCCUCAGAGUCCCCUUUACCUGACCCCCAGAGGUCUGGGCUAGUGGCCUCAGGGCCUGCCCUGACCUCAGCCCCCUAUGCUAUGACCUAUGCCCCAGCCUCUGCUUUCUGCUCUUCCCCUUCAGCAUACGGGUCUCCAAGCUCCUUUUUCAGUGGCCUGGAUCCCUACCUUUCUCCCAUGGUGCCCCAGCUGGGAGGCCCAGCUCUGAGUCCCUUAUCUGGCCCGUCUGUGGGACCAUCGCUGGCUCAGUCCCCUACCUCCCUAUCGGGUCAGAGUUAUGGCUCUUACAGCCCUAUGGACAGCUUGGAAUUCAAGGACCCCACAGGGACCUGGAAAUUCACCUACAACCCCAUGGACCCUCUGGACUAUAAGGAUCAGAGUGCCUGGAAGUUUCAGAUCUUGUAG
Messenger RNA from Chrysochloris asiatica (Cape golden mole), 909 nucleotides. It is a transcript of the gene CRX, whose product is annotated as cone-rod homeobox. The coding region runs from base 13 to 909 and encodes 298 amino acids. The record is from RefSeq and is a predicted model, not a curated record. The transcript has 3 exons. Gene Ontology annotation, biological process: multicellular organism development; regulation of transcription by RNA polymerase II. Lineage: Eukaryota; Metazoa; Chordata; Mammalia; Afrosoricida; Chrysochloridae. Gene Ontology annotation, cellular component: nucleus. Gene Ontology annotation, molecular function: DNA-binding transcription factor activity, RNA polymerase II-specific; RNA polymerase II cis-regulatory region sequence-specific DNA binding.